Messenger RNA from Rhagoletis pomonella (apple maggot), 421 nucleotides. Its product is annotated as tetratricopeptide repeat protein 30 homolog. Gene Ontology annotation, cellular component: axonemal microtubule; intraciliary transport particle B. Gene Ontology annotation, biological process: intraciliary transport. Bases 152 to 394 code for a protein of 80 amino acids. NCBI's taxonomy places the organism in Eukaryota, Metazoa, Arthropoda, Insecta, Diptera, Tephritidae. The transcript is spliced from 2 exons. Gene Ontology annotation, molecular function: intraciliary transport particle B binding; protein binding. The record is from RefSeq and is a predicted model, not a curated record.
AUUUGUAGUAACAAUAACACCGGCUGCAUUUCGUAUUUGUAAGUAUAUGAAUUACAUACAUAGUUACAGGAUUAUGCCAGAGAGUGACAUCGGACCAAGUAACUCAGAAAAUCAGAUUUUUGAUUAAGCAGACUAUUUACAGUUAUUCAAAAUGUUACAUCAAGGAAUAAUACUACGAGAAGGACAUGUUACGCGUACCAUUUAUAAUUUGAUAAAGGACAAGCGUUACGAUGAUGUAAUCGAGUGCAUGGUGAAUUUUGGCGAAGCAGCCAACACCAGAGCUGGUCUUUCCACAUUGGGCUACUGCUACUAUCACGCGCAGAAAUACGAGGAGGCUGCAACUUGCUAUGAGCAAUUGUGUACGCUGGUGCCGAAGGAAGCGAAAUAUAAGUAAAUUGGGUGGAUUAAAUUCAGUGCAAAA